Messenger RNA from Pieris macdunnoughi, 2724 nucleotides. Lineage: Eukaryota; Metazoa; Arthropoda; Insecta; Lepidoptera; Pieridae. The record is from the annotation of a GenBank genome assembly.
AUGCUGCCGGUGAACAAAAUUGCGCAUCGUCUUUGCUUUAUGAUGAGUAGGACUUUGUAUAUAACGUGUUGCUGUGGCUGUUGCUCCGCACUUCGGCCAAGAUACAAACGUUUGGUUGACAAUAUAUUCCCCGCGUUACCACAAGAUGGCCUCGUCAAGUCAAAUAUGGAGAAGCUUACGUUCUACUCACUCUCCAGUCCGGAGAAACUCGAUAGAAUCGGGGACUACCUCUUUCAAAAGGCUUCGAGGGAUAUUUAUCGGCGACGACAUGGGUUCGUAAUAAUAGCCAUGGAGGCAAUGGACCAGCUGCUCUUAGCGUGUCACUCGCAGACUCUCAACCUCUUCGUAGAGAGCUUCCUCAAAAUGGUGCAGAAGUUACUGGAGUCCACAGACCCUCAACUACAGAUACUUGCGACGCAGAGCUUCGUCCGUUUCGCGAAUAUAGAAGAGGAUACGCCAUCAUACCACCGUCGGUAUGACUUCUUCGUGUCCAAGUUCUCUGCCAUGUGUCACAGCAAUCACACAGACAAACCCACACGAGAUAGUAUACGACUCGCCGGCAUAAGGGGGUUGCAGGGGGUCAUAAGGAAGACCGUGUCUGACGAUCUGGUGGAGAAUAUUUGGGAGGCUCAACACAUGGAUAAGAUUGUGCCUUCGUUGUUAUAUAAUAUGCAGGGCGCAGAGAAAUACGAAACGGUGUCGUGUCUGGAGUCAGAGACGGACACGAGGGAAGGGAUAGAGGAACCGCCCAAACUGGCCGAAGCCUGUCUCCGGGAAUUGGUCGGGAGAGCCUCCUACGGACACAUCCGAUCAGUUCUACGACCCGUACUCACGCAUUUCGAUCGCCAUGAGCUGUGGUUGCCGUGCGAUUUCGCCGUUCACAUAUUCAAGAUUAUCAUGUUCUCUAUUCAGGCGCAGUACUCGUACAGCGUGGUGGAGGCCUUGAUGCAGCACUUGGACGCCAGUGGAGGCGGGUCAGGCACGCGUGUCCGCGCCGCUCGAGCCACAGUACUUAGUAAUAUCGUAGCUAUCGCCGCCGGUGAUAGUGUUGGUCCGUCGGUGUUGGAAAUAAUCAACAAUCUCCUGACAAAUCUCCGAGCCUCAGUAGCUCGAGAUUCCGAAAAAGAGUCCGACGAGCGUCUCUACCAAGAGGCCUUGAUCAACGCGUUGGGCGAGUUCGCGGACCACUUGCCCGAUUUCCAGAAGAUAGAUAUUAUGAUGUUCAUCGUCAGCAAAAUACCGAGCGGCCGAGGGAAGCCCACCAAGGCCGAUUGUAUGCUGCAAAGCAUUCUGCUCAAGUCCCUGCUCAAGGUGGGAACGACGUACAAGACGACGGAGCUGAGUAAAGCCUUCCCCGCGGCUUUCCUCGAGGCCCUGCUGCGCGUGUCGAGCACCAGCGAGGCUCGCACCAGGGCCUUGCUGCAGAGGAUCCUUCACACGCUGCUCGACAGACGGGCGAACGCCCCGCUGCUUCUCGUGCCCACGGUGCAGUAUGAAAAACUAGGCUUGACAGUGGAAAAAUGCUCCCGACCUGACCUGAUCUUCAUCAGCAAACAUGGCCACGCUAUCUUUAGCUCGCUGUAUGAAGGGCUCCAACUCGAAUCGAACACGGCCGAGAACAUAUCGGCCAUUUACACGACCCUAUCUCUGCUCGCCAUCGAGCUGGCCUCCGAGGAAACCGUCUGCGACAUGCUUCAACUCAUUCUGGCCAUCCAACAGUCGGCGAUAUCGAACCCGGUACUGUCUACGGCUCAGCAGUGUCAGCUCCACGCCAUAACCGUUGCGCUAGCGGCUUUAGUCCCGCACGUGCUGGCGCUGCCGCCGCUCGGCGAUUAUAUUAAACAGAUAAUAGAAGCUCGUCGCGAAGAAGCCGAGCACAUGUUGCCGCCCCUCUCGGACGACUACGACGUGUCGCCCAACAAAUUGCCCAACAAGUUGCCCUACCUGAUGAUCGACCAGAUGGCGCUGGGCGAGUGCCUGAAGGCGUGCGGCAUCGAGCCCAGCCGCCUGCAGACCGCGUCCCCCUACUCCGGCGGCACGGCCGUCGGCCUCGCCCACCGCCACAGCUGGGUGGAAGCCGGAGCCACGCAGGGCAGGGACAGCCUGGCCGACAUCUCCGCGGGGCCCGUCACCGAACUCGACAGCGCCAACAGUUCCCCCGGAGUACAGAGGCAAACCCAGUACGACGCGUUGGACGAAGAGUACCGAAUGUUCAUCGAAAAGUACAACUACAACCAUCGGCCCUCCAUGCCCCACUUUGGGACUUAUCGAACGGAUAAUGAGUUCUGGCACUGGGGCCACGAAGACGCGCACGCGGCUAGCGUACACGACGCGCGGACUAGUUUGGUAUUCGUCUCAGUCUCGAUAUCAUUCGACCACGUAUUCCUAGAUGAUUUCUCUACAUUUAGUUCCCAUUUUAGUCACCCCACGCAGAGCGAGAACGUGAGCCUGGAGGCGCUGCGGCGGGCGGCGAGCGGGCCCAGCGAGGCCGAGAGGAGAGACGCGGAGAGGAGGAAGGUGUCCCUCAACAACACCUUCCGCACUGCGCCCUUCGACCAUCUGCUGCACAUCACGCAGCCCAAGUACGAGAUCCAAGACAAGCUGGAAGAGAUCUUCAACUCCAUCUCCGAGGAGCCCCUUCUGCCCAUCGGAGCCGGCUCCCCCGCGGGCAAGACUCAGAACCAGCCUUACACCAAGUAUUUGACGGAGCUCUUUCUCUACUGA